Chrysoperla carnea is the source of this 3184-nucleotide messenger RNA. RefSeq names its product microprocessor complex subunit DGCR8 (gene pasha). Gene Ontology annotation, cellular component: microprocessor complex. The transcript has 4 exons. Bases 141 to 2057 code for a protein of 638 amino acids. Gene Ontology annotation, molecular function: heme binding; primary miRNA binding; double-stranded RNA binding. Lineage: Eukaryota; Metazoa; Arthropoda; Insecta; Neuroptera; Chrysopidae. The record is from RefSeq and is a predicted model, not a curated record. Gene Ontology annotation, biological process: primary miRNA processing.
UUAUCGCCGAUUUCCUCUGCAUUUUCUAUCAAUAAUGUUCAAAUUUCCUUGAAAGAAAAAAUUCGGGUAAGAAUUAUUGUGCUAUUUUCUUCCCACUUUUCUUCAGUAUUCAAAAAUAAAAAACAGAACAAAAACAAAACAUGGAUACUAAUGAAUCAGAAUCGGAAAUUCAGAUAAUGGAUACAUCGGCCGAAUCAAAUCAGGAUCAAGAUACAAGUAUUGAACAAACGGAUUCGGAUCUUAAAAGAACUGUAAAUGGUGAUGCUAAAACAAAUGAAACGGGUCCCACAUCUAAUGGUGCUAUCAAAAAGUGUCCGAUGGCUAUGGGAAACAAUCAUAGCGAAUGGAACGCUUUAGAUCAUUAUAGUGUUUCCUCAAAAGAUGGUUCCAUUAUUUCGGAUAGUGACGGUGAUAAUUAUGGUGGAAUGGAUGAUCUAUCGGACGUAUCAGUCGAGGAAAUAGAUGCAAUGCUCGAAGAAGGUUUGCCAGAUGAGUUUAAGAAACGUAAACUAAAAAAGAUACGUUCAACGGAUGAUGUGACUACUACGGGAGACGCAAAUAACAAGACCAACGAUUCACAAUCGUACGAGGAAAAGGAGAAAAUCGUAAUUAUUGAAAAGGGUCACAAUCAUUUCGAUGUAUUGCCAGAAGGUUGGCUUCAAGUCACCCAUAAUAGUGGCAUGCCACUUUAUUUACAUAAAACCAGUCGAGUGUGCACUUUAUCGAAACCGUAUUUCUUGGGUUCGGGUUCAGCUCGUAAGCAUAAAAUACCGUUAAGUGCGGUACCAUGUUUGAAUUACAAGCGUGCAAUGGAAAAAGAGGAGGAAAUGCGUCAACAAAAAGAACAAGAAGAGGCGAACGCAGCUCAAAAUCCAAGUGCAAACGCGACAAAUGAAUUAUGGUUACCGAAUGCCCGCAUUGAAACUGUCCAAGAGAACUUACAAGUGCAGUCAUUAGACGCAGAAGAAUUCCGUGAAUAUUGUAAGAAAAUAUUUAAGUUUAAAACAAUUAAAGUAAUGCGAUUUAAAUCGUGGCCAGCUAGACGUAAAUUUACAAAAAGUCGUCAUGAACGUCAAUUAAAUCGUCCCACUUUACCCGAUGGUACAAAGCUCAUAACAUUCCCCAUUCAAAAUGCUGACAACGAUCAUCCAAGUAACUCCAAAAAAGAGUGGAUCAUGAACCCGAAUGGCAAGAGUUACGUUUGUAUUUUACAUGAAUAUGUACAGCAUGCUUUGAAGAAACAGCCGAGCUAUGAAUUCAAAGAGCUUGAAAAUGCUGCUAUGCCAUAUUCAGCAACUGUUUCAAUUAAUGACAUGAAAUAUGGCGUUGGCUAUGGGACUAGUAAAAAACAAGCGAAAUCUGAUGCAGCUAAAGCUACUCUUGAAAUUCUUAUACCACAAAUGCGCUCAAAAAUUACUGCUGAAAGUGAAGAGGGCGCUUCGACUGCUGGAAGAGUUACGGAUCAUGAUUUAUCGUUCUUUGACGACAUUAAAAUCGAAGAUCCAAGAGUAGCAGAAUUUUGUGCAAAAACUACGGAACCAUCUCCGCAUGCCAUACUUCUAAUAUGUUUACAACGUAAUUUUGGCUUGACCGAUUUACGCAUUGAAUAUCAUGGGAACACGCUCAAACAUCAAAAGAACGAGUUUACAAUGACGGUGGGCAAACAUAAAGCAACAGUCAUCUGUAAAAAUAAGCGUGAUGGUAAGCAACGCGCUUCGCAAGCGAUCCUACAAGCCUUGCAUCCACACAUCACAUCGUGGGGCUCCUUGUUACGUUUGUAUGGUAAUCGAUCUGUUAAAUCAUUCCGUGAGAAGAAACAAGAGGAACAAGAAAUUACUCAAUUACAGAGUAAGGCUGCUGUGAAUUCACCGAAUUAUGCAAUUUUAGAUAAAUUACGGAUUGAAAUGACCAAAUUGAAGGAUAAGAAAGAGUUACAGAAAAAUAAAGGAGGUACAAGUGCAGGUACGAGUGCUUUGGGUCGAUUUAUUCCCGAUUCAGAUGAUGGAUCAUCUAGUAAUCACAUGACUACUUCGUUGCUCAAUAACGUAGACUUAUAACCUCUAAGACUUUUCUCGGUCUUGUUAUUUGUUUUUUAGUGUUUCAGUCAUUGUAUUCGUAGUCACCGUCACGUCACGGUUUAGAACACAGAAGCACUUUUAAAACUCCUUUAAAUGGUGACUUGUGUCCUCCCUUGUGUGUUCCUUGUUCCACGGAUUUUACCAUAUUAUUAUUUCUACUAUAUGUCCCAGACAUGUGUGAUUUUUAUUUCUACUAAAUGCUUCAGUCAUUUGUUUUAAGGCUGCGCCACAUAUUUAAAGAUAGCGAAUACAAAAAAAAAAUUUGCCUUGUUUUCACGAACGAACAAUUUAAAUUACGCCAAAACGGAGAAGGAUAAUUAAAUAUCGAACAAGAAAAAUUGAAAUUCUUGAUUCGUUAUUUUCAAUUUGAUUCGAAAUAUGGCAACUAUUUAUUUCAUGCUCGCCACAUAACAAAUGUGGACGAUUGUUGGCAGGCUUUUGUAUCUAAUUGCUUCUACCUAAACUGUGUCGUAGCACAAUUAAAUUUUUCCAAGCAUGAUUUAAUAAAUGAUGAAAAGUUAAAAAGAAUUCUCUUGCCAAAAAAAUAAUUUUUGCCCCUUUAAUGAUUGAUUUUGAAAGUGUGUCGUAAAUAGAAUUGAAUGGCCUUAAUUUUGAAUGAGGAGGAAUCAUAGAAUUUCUUGAGUAUUAAAAUAUUAGUAUUAAAAAAAAAAUAGGAAAAAUACUAAGGAGAAUUUAGUUUAAUUUUAUAUAGACGAAGAAAAAAUCCAAGGAUGAUAGUGCCACAGGGCCAGGAUGACUUAGAGGGGUAGGGAUCGGCUCAUAUGUGGUCUUAAGUCAAAGCUUCAUCCUAUUAUGUGUUCAUUAAAAUAUAUUUUUUUAAGUUUUAGAAUUAAUCGGGCCAAAAAUCUAAGGCUAGUAAUUAUUUUAAAAUAAGUUUAUCCUUGCUUAGCGCCAAUCUCUCAACCCAUUGAGAGUUCAAUCAUUUCAUUAUUUUCUGUUUUUAUAAUUUUUAUUAUUGUACAAGAUGAUCCAAAAGUAACCGAACCAUUUAAAAAUGCAAAUUAACUUUUGUGACUAAUCAAUAUACUUUGCUUGCGAAUAAUUGUUACAAUAAUUUGACAUGUAGUUUUCAUGAAACCUUGUGC